This is a messenger RNA of Elgaria multicarinata webbii, 2207 nucleotides long. It is a transcript of the gene NRG1, whose product is annotated as neuregulin 1. Gene Ontology annotation, molecular function: chemorepellent activity; protein tyrosine kinase activator activity. Gene Ontology annotation, biological process: activation of transmembrane receptor protein tyrosine kinase activity; cell differentiation; intracellular signal transduction. Bases 56 to 2092 code for a protein of 678 amino acids. NCBI's taxonomy places the organism in Eukaryota, Metazoa, Chordata, Lepidosauria, Squamata, Anguidae. The transcript is spliced from 13 exons. The record is from RefSeq and is a predicted model, not a curated record.
GCGGGGCUCCGCUUGCGGGAGCAGCCUGAAGGAAGGGAGCCGCUACAUUUUCUUCAUGGAGCCCGUCGUCGCCUCCAGCGGGAACGGCACUGGCUUGCCUUCGGCGCCGCCGCCGCUCUUCCGGGCGUCUUCCCCGCCCCUGGAGACGGGCAGGAAUCUCAAGAAGGAGGUCAGCAGGGCGCUGUGCACCAGGGGAUGUGGAAGGGCCACUUCUGAAGGGCCAAGUCAGCAAAGCCUGGUAUCAGCAGAGACUAAUGGCGGCAGCAGCUACAACACUGUGCCUCCUAAAUUGAAGGAGAUGAAAAGCCAGGAAUCUGCUGUGGGUCAGACACUAGUUCUCAGAUGUGAAGCCAGUUCUGAGCACUCGUCUCUCAAAUUCAAAUGGUUAAAGAAUGAGAAAGAAAUAACAAAAAGAAACAGACCAGAAAAUAUCAAGAUCAAGAGCCCCAGAAAACAAAAGACAUUCUCAGAACUUCGCAUUUCUAAAGCUUCGUUGACUGACGCUGGGGAAUAUACAUGUAAAGCAAGCAACAGGUUUGGGAAUGACAGCACCAAAGCCCGGAUAAUCAUUACAGACAUCAAUGAACCCACAGGUAUGAUACCAGUUUUGACAAAAGGAGCAAAUACAUCUUCACAACCUAUAGACAAGAUUACAGCUUCAACUGAAGGAACGAAUACAUCUUCCUCCACAUCUACAUCUACCACUGGGACAAGUCACCUCACACGAUGUGAUGUAAACAAGAAAGGUUACUGUGUAAACGGGGGCGAGUGCUUCAUGGUCAAAGACUUCCAAAAUCCAAGAUAUUUAUGCAAGUGCCCAAAUGAAUUUACUGGUGAUCGCUGUCAAAACUACGUAAUGGCCAGCUUCUACAAAGCUGAGGAACUCUACCAGAAAAGAGUGCUGACCAUAACUGGCAUCUGCAUUGCUCUCCUUGUAGUUGGCAUCAUGUGUGUUGUGGCCUACUGCAAAACCAAGAAGCAGCGGAAAAAGUUGCAUGACCGCCUUCGGCAAGGCCUUCGAUCUGAACGUAACCAUAGAGUCAACAUGGCAAAUGGGCCUCACCAUCCUCACCCACCACCAGAAAAUGUCCAGUUGGUAAAUCAAUAUGUAUCUAAAAACGUAAUAUCCAGUGAGCAUGCUGUUGAAAGAGAAACAGAGACAUCUUUUUCUACAAGCCACUACACCUCAACUACCCACCACUCCACGACGGUCACCCAGACACCUAGCCACAGUUGGAGUAAUGGGCGGACCGAAAGCAUCAUCUCUGAAAGCCAUUCAGCACUUGUGAGCUCCUCGGUUGAGAACAGCCGGCAUGCAAGCCCAUCAGGCCCCCGAGGGCGCCUCAACGGAAUUGGAGGGCCAAGAGAAUACAAUAGCUUCCUCAGGCAUGCACGAGAGACGCCUGACUCCUAUCGUGAUUCACCACACAGUGAAAGGUAUGUAUCUGCUAUGACCACACCAGCUCGCAUGUCACCCGUAGAUUUCCACACUCCGAGUUCUCCAAAGUCACCCGCCUCAGAAAUGUCUCCACAAGUCUCCAGCUUAACCAUGUCUGUCCCUUCUGUGGCAGUCAGUCCAUUUAUAGAAGAGGAGAGGCCUCUCCUACUGGUGACACCACCCCGGUUACGGGAAAAAUAUGAGCAUCACAUACAACAGUUCAACGCCUCUUACCAUCACAAUCCCGCCCAUGAAAGCAACAGUCUACCACCAAGUCCCUUGAGGAUAGUGGAGGAUGAGGAAUAUGAAACAACGCAGGAGUAUGAACCAACACAAGAGCCCCCCAAGAAACUAGUCAACAGUCGGAGGGCAAAAAGAACAAAGCCCAAUGGCCACAUUUCCAAUAGAUUGGAAAUGGACACCGACACAAGCUGUGAGAACAGUAGCUCAGAGAGUGAAACGGAAGAUGAAAGGAUAGGUGAAGAUACACCUUUUCUGAGCAUACAAAAUCCUAUGGCAGCCGACCUAGAAUCAGCUACUGCAUAUCGGCUGGCUGACACCAGGACUAACCAAAACAGCCGGUUCUCAACACAGGAAGAAUUGCAAGCGAGAUUGUCCAGUGUAAUAGCUAACCAAGAUCCCAUCGCUGUAUAAAAAACACUUUAAAAACACACAUAGAUUCACAUGUAAAACUUUAUUUUAUAUAAUGAAGUACUCCACCUUUAAAUUAAAACAAUUUAUUUUAGCAGUUCCGCUAUUAGGAUUUAAA